ACCACGAAACACGACGAUGAUACCGUGAAGUGUUCGAUUUCUAUUCUCUUCAAUCCUUGGACCUCUCCGACGGCGAGAACUCGAUACAGUUAAUCGAGGAGAUCCAACGUUCACGGAAGAUGUCGGCCACGCAAUUGCUCUACAGCCACACGAGGCCCGGAAGAAUAUUGCUCCUGAAGGCGUUCUCGGCCUCUCAAGUAGUGUGCUGGACGUACAUGGGUUACGCUACCUACGACAUCUACGCUACCAAGAAGUCUCUGAAGAAAACAAAGCUGGACCCGGACGCAUCAGCUGUAUAUAAGGUCACGAACUUCAUCGGACAAAGCUCUGUGACUAAAGUUGUGAGCUGGCUCGCCGUCGGAAUCGGGUUUGCAAUGAGUGCUGCGUCCGGGAUGCUGGCUCGACAAACCGUCAAGAGUGUGCAUCUGGUGAACCGGAAUCGGAUCAUCAUGAGCACCUACGGUUUUCCGUGGGAGAGGAACUUCACGGUUCCGGUAUCGGAGAUACAGAGUGUCCGACCACAAGCGAGUCCUCAUUAUCUGCGUCUGAGGGUCCACGGCGAGCCCAUACCGUACAUUAUAGAUCGCGACGGUUCUUUCCCGCUGCCGAAGCUGUUUCAUGCCGCAGUUGCUCCCUCUCAUUCUGUCUAGACGGUAAUAAAUAUGUUUAUUAGUCCCCUAUGUUUUCGGGUCAA
Galendromus occidentalis (western predatory mite) is the source of this 694-nucleotide messenger RNA. RefSeq lists its product as uncharacterized. The record is from RefSeq and is a predicted model, not a curated record. The coding region runs from base 120 to 650 and encodes 176 amino acids. The transcript has a single exon. Gene Ontology annotation, cellular component: mitochondrion. Lineage: Eukaryota; Metazoa; Arthropoda; Arachnida; Mesostigmata; Phytoseiidae.